UCGGAUGGACGUAACGACAUAAAAGUCAACCACCUAGCAUCACUGACAAAACAAACUGGCGAAGGAUGAAUUAGCGCCAACUUAUGCUGUUGUAGUGCUUCCAUGGACGACCGCUCAUCAUAGGCCUGUUUUUUUUUCGCUUUAAGAUUGCAAAGAUAACCUGCUGUUGCAGCCGCAUGUGACCAAUUCCAAGCUCGACAUUUCCAGUAUUGAACAAGUCCCUUGGCUAGGACUGGCCAUUUUGCUCUCGCUGUGCUGCCCCUCCACAACAACAAAUAUCCGCCAUGUUGUCAGAGGAGAUCAACGGUCUGCUGGCUCGCAUGAACAGCACCAAUCUUGAUGGCGACGAUAAACCGGAUGUUGCACAGGAUGUCAAAACCGAGCGGACUCGCAGUCUGGAAAAGGUGCUCGAGUCCUUGAAGCAGCUAUGGGAUUCCAGAUCUACAGAGCUUGAUGAUCUGCUUCAGAAGUUGGGGACGGGUAGCCGUGACGCUUCCUGGCGGAUCCCCAUCGGAGACUCGGGGAUCCUGGACUAUGCCCUUGAGCUGCUCCCCCACGUCGACUUCCGCAUCUCUUCCAAGAUCCAAGCCCUGCGCCUGAUCGGGAACUCGUGCGCCGACACUGAGGAGAACAGAGCACGUGUGGUGCAAGGGACCCAUAUCCCCAUCAUCGCGGGUCUCCUGGGUGUAGAGUAUGGUGACAGUCUGUUGCCAUACGUGAUAACCUCGCUCCAUAAUAUUUGUGUCGACUAUGAGCCUGCCCAGACGCAAGCAGCCGAAGCUGGGCUCGCACAGUCCCUGGCAGACUUUCUAGACACUCCGAGGCUCGUAAAAGCGCCUCAUCUUGCCGGCAUAACCAGCAAGACCAUUCAUCUUGUUGCGUCGACAGACAGGGAGAAGGACCACGCCAACGUGUCAAUCCCCAUCACUCUGCUAAGGCUGGCCUCCAACCCAUCCUGGCCAACGCCCUCGGAUCCUCUGGAAGCAGACGAUUUCUGCAACCUCGUAUCGGCCGCCUCAGCCUAUCUCACCAAUGACAGGCUCCUCGCGGCAGCAGCCGCCGCUCCCGAACAUGCGGCCAUUGUCCUCAACACCCUCCAGGCCGCCUGCACGCGCUUCUCGUGCGCCGAGCUCGAGGACAUGGACGACGCCGACCAGCUCGGGCGGCUGCGCAAGUCGCUCGUCGGCACGGUGGCGGACCUGACGGCGCGUGACGAGUUUGUCUCGCAGCACUCGGGGACGGCGGCGGCGGCGGCGGCGGCAGCCACCCGCGAGCUCCUCGACACCUGGCUGCGGCGCCACCCGCGCUCGCACCUGCAGGAGGCCGCCUGCCUGGCGCUGGGCAACCUGGCUUGCUCUGACGACGCGGCCGGGCUGCUCGUCUGGGAGGGCCGCGCCCACGAGCCCCUGGCCGCCCUGCUCGCCGGCCCCUACCCCUACGAGCCCGCGCCCGACAACACGGUGCCCAGCGCGCUGCUGCACGCCGCCGUCGGCCUGCUCAAGAACCUGGCCAUCGCCCCGGCCAACAAGCCCGUCCUGGGCGCCGCGCUGCUCCAGAACCACCCCGGGGGCGACGACGACGACGACGCCGCCGCUGCUGUCGCCGCCCUGCCCCGCCUCUGGGGCCUGGUCGACACGCAGCCGCAGACCCAGCUGGCCACCGUCUCGCUCUGCCGCCUCCUCCUGGCCGGCACGCCGGCCAACGGCGCCCUGCUGUGCGCCCCUCUGCAGCAGCAGCAGCAGCAGCAGCGAGCCGACGCCGACGCCGACGCCGACGCCGACGGCAAAACCAGCAGCACAGAGGUCAGAACAAACGUCCACGCCCUGCUCGACCUCUUCCGCCGCGCGGACCCGGAGCCCACAAAGACCGAGUGCGCCCGCGCCGCCAUGGCCCUCUGCCGCCUGCUGCACCAGGCCGACGCCGACGAGAUGCUCGCCUCCGCAGCAUGGGAGGAGGCACCGCCGCGGCCGUCGUCCCGCCGCGCCGCCUUCUACGCCGUCCAUGCCGCCGCCCUCGGCGAGCUGCUCUCCUUCCUGCUCACGCAGGCGCGCUUCCCCGCCCUGCGCAGCGAGACCUGGUUCGUCCUUGCCCUCAUGAGCCGGUCGCCCGACGGCGCCGGCGUCGUGGCCGGCGUCCUGACGCGGUCUGACGCCGCCCUCGCCGCCGUGGUCGCCGCCGCCGGGGCUGGGGUCGGGGUGGAGGCCGUCGAGGCCGUUGAGGAGACGAACGGGCGUGGCGAGGGAGCGGCGGCGACGGAGCUGGGAAUCGACCGUCUUGAGCUGGAGCCGAGGCAGGCGGACCCGAAGCAGGCGGCCAACAUGGCCAAGGUCGACAGGGAGAAUGUCCUAGUUCUCCUGACCGAGUUGCUUCGGAACAAGAUCGACGGCUUGAGCGAGGACCACCGGCGCAAGCUCGAGGAUGCUCUGCGGACGGGCGGAGGAAUAGUCAUAGGUGAGAGGGCAAAGGCAAGUGGCGCUGGAGGAUCCUCGGACUAAUGUUGGCCGAUGCCAUUCAGACCGUAUUGUCAACAGAGCCCGAGCAUAAUUCAUCCAUUUUGUUGUCCAUUCGUAUUCAUUAUCGGAAUACAUCUAGCAAGCCCGCGAUGCAGUUGUAGUUUCUGAACCAUGCCCUGAGAGAGAUACCGCAAAACGGCCGUAGGAAACCAACCGCACCGCCCCUUUCUUCCAGGAGCAGACGCAGCAGUGAAAGCAGAAACCAACCGAAC
Gaeumannomyces tritici R3-111a-1 is the source of this 2725-nucleotide messenger RNA. RefSeq lists its product as hypothetical. Gene Ontology annotation, molecular function: guanyl-nucleotide exchange factor activity. The transcript has 5 exons. The coding region runs from base 285 to 2495 and encodes 736 amino acids. Gene Ontology annotation, cellular component: cytosol. Gene Ontology annotation, biological process: positive regulation of GTPase activity. NCBI's taxonomy places the organism in Eukaryota, Fungi, Ascomycota, Sordariomycetes, Magnaporthales, Magnaporthaceae. The record is from RefSeq and is a predicted model, not a curated record.